GCAGCCCAGCCCAUUCUCCGCCCUGACGUCCUUCCUCGAUGCUGCUGUGACACGCUGCUUUUCUAAAGAGGAACAUUGCAUGAGCGGCUGCCUGAUCCUUUUUUUUGCACUCCGAUGAAAGAAAGAGGGAUGAUGGAAAUGGAAAUCUAUAUCCCCCCGUCAUUUAUUUCCCCUUUUUUUCCUCCUUUGUUUUAACACCCUUUCCGCUUUUUCACGACUGCGAGGGACUGAAAGAGUGAGCAGUAUCCGUCUGACUUGCGCCUGGAGGCUCUUAGAUCUGGAUUUUGUAAAUGCUGAUUCAUUGAUUUUGCUGGAAAUGUAAAAUGCAAAAAGAAGGAGAAGUCCAGCAUGAUAGUGUUUACACGAGAUCUGAUUAUUCAACCUAAGACACUGGUUUAUAUUUGAUAAUUGUAUGUCUCUUGUAUGGUAGAAGCGUUGAGAAGAGGAAGAGUGUGAACUGCUCUUGUGUCAUGGGAGGCGGUGAGGUUAUGUGAGAAUGGAAACGCUGCUCUGGACAUUUCAGCUUUUCUUAACAAAAAAACAGCUUCUACAGUCAGACUGAUGCGGACAACAAAACUUUCGUCUUUAUAUAAUUUAUAUAUGUAUUUAUUCUUGAAUCUACUAUUAUCAGGUUAAGAAGUAAACAUGUGGCGGAUUUGAAAAAGGAGGGGUGGGGGGGAAUAGGUGCUGUGUUACAGGAGAGACCGAGAGAACGAGACAGAAGGAGCCAAGCCCAGUCUGGGCUGAAGAUCUGGGAUUGUGAUUGAUUUCUCCUUCAUGAAGAAGAGGAGCGGAGAUGCAGAGGUCCAAAUGACACCAGGAUUUUCUUAGCCAGGCUAAAAAAAAAAGGAAAUUUGAUAAUAAAAAAAACAAACAAAAAAACAAGUCGCUGCCGGAAGAAAGAGCUCAGGGACCAUGUCUUCUCGGGCAACGCUGCAGAGCGACAGGAAUUCAGACCACCAUGCAUCACUGUCUGCCAGUCGCUCGGACAAGGGCUCAGCCUGGUCGAAUCGCUCGCUGGGUGCACGCUGCCGCAACUCCAUCGCCUCCCUAUCGGACGAACAUCCUCACAUCGGCAACUACCGGCUGCUCAAAACUAUUGGCAAAGGCAAUUUUGCAAAAGUGAAGCUGGCACGCCACAUCCUGACUGGCAGAGAGGUCGCGAUAAAGAUAAUUGACAAAACCCAACUCAACCCAACCAGCCUGCAAAAGCUUUUUCGUGAGGUACGGAUUAUGAAGAGCCUUAACCACCCAAACAUAGUUCAGCUCUUUGAAGUGAUUGAAACGGAGAAGACACUGUACCUUAUUAUGGAGUAUGCAAGCGGUGGUGAAGUGUUUGACUACCUCGUGGCCCAUGGGAGAAUGAAGGAAAAAGAGGCACGGGCUAAAUUUCGACAGAUUGUAUCUGCAGUCCACUAUUGUCAUCAGAAGAAGAUUGUUCAUAGGGAUCUGAAGGCAGAAAACCUUCUGCUCGAUGCAGAUUCCAACAUUAAAAUCGCAGACUUCGGCUUCAGCAACGAGUUUACACUGGGCAGUAAGCUAGACACGUUUUGCGGCAGCCCACCUUACGCCGCCCCUGAGCUUUUUCAGGGUAAGAAGUAUGACGGGCCGGAAGUGGAUAUCUGGAGCCUGGGGGUCAUUCUGUACACACUGGUCAGCGGAUCACUGCCUUUUGAUGGCCAGAACCUCAAGGAGCUGCGUGAGAGGGUGUUGAGGGGAAAGUAUCGAGUGCCAUUCUAUAUGUCCACUGAUUGUGAAAGCAUUCUACGCAGGUUCUUGGUGCUCAACCCUGCCAAGCGCUGUACCCUAGAGCAAAUCAUGAAAGAUAAGUGGAUGAAUGUUGGCUACGAGGCAGAUGAGCUGAAGCCACAUGUAGAGCCUGUGGAGGACUACAAUGACCCGGACAGGAUAGAUGUAAUGAUAGGGAUGGGCUUUUCCCGGGAUGAGAUCAAGGAAGCACUGACCACUCAGAAGUACAACGAGAUCACUGCUACUUACCUGCUGUUGAGUCGCAGGAGCGAGGAUGGCAGUGACUCCAGAUCAAGUAGUACUCUGUCUUUAGCACGUGCUCGACCCAGUCCAAUAACCAAUGGUACCAGUAAGCACUCCUCCACCUCCUCAUCCAGCUCUGCUUCCACCACCCACAACAAACCCCAACGCAGUGCCUCCACCUAUCAACGUCAGAGACGGCACAGUGACUUCUGUGGUCCUGCAGUGACAACAGCUCACCCUAAACGUAGCCCCACCAGCACAGGAGAGUCAGACUUAAAGGAGGAGCGUUUGGCAACGAGAAAAGCAGGUUGCGGUGUGGUGGGCAGUCGUAGCAUCCCGCCCUCCAGCCCUAUGGUCAGCACAGCUAACAAUCCCAACAAAGCAGAGAUCCCUGACCGCCGCAAGGAAGCCGUCGUCGCCUCAAACAACGUAUCAGCAAGUGCCAUGACUCGCAGAAACACAUAUGUAUGUACAGACCGCGCCAGCACUGAUCGACACUCCUUAUUGCAGAACGGCAAGGAGAACAGCUCACAUUCUCACCGUUUACCUCCAGCCUCUCCCUCCACACACAGUAUAUCUGGGGCGGGGGUGGCUACAUCCUCCUCAGCCGAACGUUCCCGCUUGAGUCGAGGCUCAACUGUUCGCAGCACUUUCCAUGGUGGCCAGCUCCGGGAGCGCAGGGUGCCUGUACAUGCUCCACCAGCCUCCCCCACCUUGUCCCGUGAUGCCAGCCCGCUGCCUCACGCCCGCACCCGUGCCACCUCGAACCUCUUUAGCAAACUCACGUCCAAGCUUACACGAAGGGUCAAUCUUGACCCCUCUAAGCGUCAGAGCUCAAACAAGUCCGUCUCGGGCUGCCCUCUGCCACAUGGAUCGAAAACAGUUAGGUCACAGACGAACCUGAGAGAGUCUGCAGAUCUCCGGUCACAAGAAGCAAACUGUCAGGUUAAGAACACCAGUCGCCAUCUAUCUGGGUAUCAAAAAGCGCCAGAGCCCCGGCCCCCCCGAUGCGGCUGGGAUGUGAAGGUGCAGAGCGCGCGGGACCCAGCCGAAGUGGUGUUGGCAGUUCGUGAGGCGGCACAGGGCUGCGGUUGCCAGGUGCAUCAAGCGGGUCCGUUCCUCCUCUCCUGUACACACGGUGCUGCCGGCUCCCGAGUGGCUUUCGAGGCUGAAGUAGGCCAUCUCCCUACAGAGGUCAACGGGGUCCGCUUCAAGCGCCUAUGGGGGGCGCCACUUGCUUUCCGGGACAUUGCUACCAAAGUGUCCAAAGAGCUAGAACUCUAAGUAGGGGUUUGAGGGUAUGAGAGCAAAGCAGGGGGGUAAAAUACUAGGAAUCUCCCUACGCCACCUGCACUUUCUGUGGGCUCGUACAGACUCUAAAACAAACAUGGAGAACUUUAUGGCUGCCACAUCCAGCCCCUGCUGAAAGAAAUACCCUCCCCACUGAUUCCUAAUCUGUGUCUUAGCCAAGCUAUUUGCAAUUCCAGUUUUGACAGACAUUUAUCGUCACCACGGCGCCUCGGCUCUUCAUGUCAUUUCCUUUUAACAGCUGCUAUUUCAUACAUGUUGGACGUUCUUUUUAUUCCUUUAAACCGUGCACCAUCCUGAACACUUUGAUUAUAACACACGUCCUGAAGACCAGUUCUUUUAUGCGCAUUUUAUAUGAACAUUUCUGUGGAUCAAAAACAGCCUAAACUCGGGUUUAAAGAGCUGCCUAAUAGGAAUGAAAAGCUUUAUAAGCCUGUGUGAUGUGGGGAUAGGUGAUGGCUGCUCUUCUGAGCCACUAACAUUGUAGCCUUUAUGGCUUUUUUUCUGCGUUUCAGCAGUUGUUCUCAGUAAUGCAACUUCUGUUGUUGUUGUUCUUGUUGUUCAGUAGCACUUUAGGGUUGAGUGAGCAUCACGUGUUUUUUUUUUUUAUUAUUAUUAUUAAACUGUUUUUCCCCAUAAAUGGUACACUGCACCCGUCAAGCCAAGUCAAGACGCAACACUCCUUCUGUUGUUCCGUAAGUAUUAUGCUGUCAGGAAUCCUCUGUUACACAGCCAAAAGGGGUCAAUGCUAAAUGGACAUGAGACGGCAGCUUUCUGUCGAUUUGGUAGAACUUUAAACAAGGAAACGAGUACAUGCACUGUGCAAAAUUGAUUGAUUGUUCAGCAUUUGUUUGAAACCCUGGAGUGUGCAAAUUGUAGCCUUGGAGUCAUCUAACCUUUGUGGAUGUACUAUAUUUUUUGAUAAUGUGACAAGUGUUGGGGUGCUAAAACAUCUGCCAAAUUAUCCUGUGAUUAUAAUUUUAGUAAUGUUUGACGUAAAUUACUUUGUAUUCGUAGCUCAAAAAAGGCUUCUUUGAGUCAGUGUCAUUAGAACCGUGUGCUGUAGUUGGGCUGAUGUAGUGAGUUAGGGUGUGAAAAGAUGUACCGUCCAGUACCAGCUAUUCUUUAUGGGAUUCUAGCUGUACAAUUUCUAUGAGCACUGUUCUGAAAUGUUUCACUAAGGCACAAGGGCUAUCUAAAGAGAGUACUAUUCAAAUUUAAUUUAUCAAUUUGCAUAAAAAAAAAGCUAUUAUAUUGUGAACCACAAUCGACUACCAAGAUAAUUAUUUCCGCUGACCUCCUGCAACCUUUAAAAGAAUCGUCACAGUUUAACAAACUUCUUACUUGUUAAUCUAUCAAAACUGCAUCAUUUUAGCGAGAGAAUGCAUAUUAAAUAUACUCAAAUUAAUUAAAUAUUUCUUUCGAGGUUAUUUUAGCAAAUAGUUUUAUUCUGUUGGAAAAAUCAUUUAGCUUCAUUAAUAAAAUGCUUAAAUUGACCUUCUAAUAGAAUACUACCGUUUUAAACUUAUAAUAAUCCGUCAGUAAAUAUCUAUAAAUUAUAAUUAUUGUCUCAUAGUAAAAAAUAUUUUAUACAUUUGCUUAUAAAAAAUUUAAAAAUCAAUGUAAAACCCAUUUCUUUGAUACAGGCUUUAGUGUAAAAUGGCUCGGGUUUCAUAGGCUUGCUCUUUAUUGGUUCCCUGUACUGGUGGUGUUGAUCCAUGGGUUAUAUGACAUAACCAGUGGGUUAUCAUGGAUGCCAGAAUGUGCCAGUUCAUGUUUACAAUCAAGGUGCAUUUACAUUUCACAGCUCAGUCCAUCUCUUUAAUGAUUUGGUUUCUUGCUGAUACAAUUAGUUAACACCAAAAUCCUUGGAUUACAUAGAAAUAACUUUGCCCUUGACUUCAUAAAGGAUCCAUAACGAAGAUUUUAAAUUGUUCAAAGUUUGAACUGUCUCAAGAAGUGAUGAUGGAAGUCAAUAGUGAAAACCCUCAUGUCCAUGAAAGCAUAUGAAUCAUCUCUGUUCUAUCAGAAUGUGUGUGGGUGUGUGUGUAUACAUGUAUGUGAUUGUGUGAUGGGAGAAUUGAAAUUCCGAAUGGAAAUAUAAAACACUGUGUGGCUUUUGGUCUGUAGUUAAAUUACACAAGUAGUCUUAACCCCUUAAACUAGCAGGCUAUGUGAACAGGUCCAGCUAGAAAUUCUUUACUCCUGUAUGUUCCUACAUUUCCUCUGGUUUUACAGUAAUCACAAAAUAAUUCAUAAUAGUUACAAUAUAGAAAUGUGAUUAAGGGGUUAAGUACUCACAACAAUGUUACAUUAAGUCACUGUUUCACAAACCAGUUUUUGGGGAUCCCUAAUGCCCCACAUUUUGCUCCAUCAUAACUCCCAGUACACCUGGAGAACCUUGAAUACCUGUGAACUGAGGACUGGUUUGGUAAACACUACAGUACGUGCUAUUUUCACUAUAUAUGUCAGUAGACUAAUACAAAAAUAAUAGCCUCUGCUGGUCACAUGGCUUGUCAUGAAAUUAAAAUCUGAAGUAGCCUUACUUACCCUGAGCAAAAAAUACCCCCCUUUAAAUUACACACAGUAUCAAGGACAUGUUUUUUUUUGCUUUGGUUUUUGUUUUAUUCAAUUUUAAUCAGGUUGUGUUCAACAAAAUAUCGUACUGGUUAAAAAAUAAGUUAUCUCCUGAGGUCUAUCAUCGCCUUCUGUCUUUUCUCCUCCUGCAAGGCUAACUGACUGUAUAAAUGUGUAAAAUUGUGUAGGUAAAUUAUGAUUUCAUUUUGUUCUUUUUAAAAGUUUUAGAUUAUUUUUCUUGCCUGUACAUGUACAGAAAGGGGAACAGUUGAUGUGACUGAGGAAUAAACUCGUUGACUUUAAA
This is a messenger RNA of Silurus meridionalis, 6181 nucleotides long. It is a transcript of the gene mark4b, whose product is annotated as MAP/microtubule affinity-regulating kinase 4b. Lineage: Eukaryota; Metazoa; Chordata; Actinopteri; Siluriformes; Siluridae. The record is from RefSeq and is a predicted model, not a curated record. Gene Ontology annotation, molecular function: ATP binding; protein binding; protein serine/threonine kinase activity. Gene Ontology annotation, biological process: intracellular signal transduction; protein phosphorylation; microtubule cytoskeleton organization. The transcript has 19 exons. The coding region runs from base 916 to 3276 and encodes 786 amino acids. Gene Ontology annotation, cellular component: cytoplasm.